UGCGCAUCAUGAACACUCGCAGUUGCCUCGUGGUGCUGGCUGGCGUGGUGGCCAUGGCGGCAGCGCAGGGCUACGGUGGUGGAGGCGAUGGCGGUGGCGGCGGCGGUGGCGGCGGCGGGGGGCGGUUCAUCCCCAUCGUGAAGGACGACCGCACGCAGAACGCCUACGGCGAGAACACCUUCGAGUUCGAGGCCGCCAACGGCAUCGUCCGCUACGAGUCCGGAAAGGAAAACAACGGACACGUGCAGGAGGGAGGCUGGAGGUACCAGGCGCCGGAGGGCAUUCCUGUGGAAAUCACCUUCGUGGCCGACCAGGGUGGCUACCAGCCCCAGGGGGACCUGCUCCCCGUGGCCCCGCCUCUUCCCUACCAGAGGACGCAGUCCUUCGGAGGAGCAGCAGGAGGCGGAGGAGGAGGAGGAUAUGCUUGAAUCUGAGAGUAUUUCUGAUUUCUUGAGUUGAUCUCGUUGAUUUUUUUUUUUUUUUAUCGUUAUUUGUCCUUAUUGUUGAUUGCUUUUAUUACUGUAUCUAGAUAUUGCCUU
Penaeus vannamei (Pacific white shrimp) is the source of this 539-nucleotide messenger RNA. RefSeq names its product pupal cuticle protein 20. Gene Ontology annotation, cellular component: chitin-based extracellular matrix. Gene Ontology annotation, molecular function: structural constituent of chitin-based larval cuticle. The record is from RefSeq and is a predicted model, not a curated record. NCBI's taxonomy places the organism in Eukaryota, Metazoa, Arthropoda, Malacostraca, Decapoda, Penaeidae.